UCUGGAGCGGCUCCCAAAGCGGCCCCAGCAUGCAGUGCUCAAAGACCAAGGAAAAGCUGCAGGAGGCGGUGGAGCAGCGGCGGAAGGAGGUGCGCGCCGCCCUGGACAAACUCGAGGCCUCCCUCAGUGCCGGCGCCGAGUUACUGACGGAGGAGAGGCUGGCGAUCCUGGCGCUGCCGCCGGACAUCCUUCUGCACCGCCUGAAGGAGGGUCACCUGACACCCACGGCCGUCCUGCGGGCAUUCCAGGCCAAGGCGAUGGUUGUGACUUACCGCAUCAACUGCGUCACGGAAUUCAUCCCGCAAGCGGAGGACUGGGCCUCGGCGCUCGAGGAGGACCCGCACAGCCGCUCACUCCCGCUCUACGGCCUUCCGGUGAGCAUCAAGGAGAACUUCGAGGUGGAGGGCAUGGACACCACGCUGGGGCUGGCCAAGUACCUGUACCAGCCCGCCCCUCGCCACGCCGCCAUCGUGCAGGUGUUGCGGCUGCAGGGCGCCGUGCCCUUCUGCAAGACCAACGUGCCGCAGACCCUAAUCAGCUACCGCUGCAGCAACCCCGUUUGGGGCGAGACCCUGAACCCAGUCGACACCCAACGCACCUGCGGAGGAUCCUCAGGCGGCGAGGCGGCCCUCGUGGGCGGCGGAGGGUCGGUGCUGGGCGUGGGAUCCGACGUGGCCGGCAGCGUGCGCAUUCCUGCGCACUUCUGCGGCGUCGUGGCGAUCAAGCCCACCAGCGGGAGGGUGAGCAGCCGCGGCCUUGCCAAGUGCGUGCGGGGCGCCGUUGGAGUGGAGAGCGCCCCUGGCCUGCUGGGCCGCGACGUGGACAUCGUGGUGGCGGGGCUGCAGGCCGUCCUCGAGGGCGAGCACAUGCACAGCGUGGACCCGACGCUGCCGCCGCUCUCGUGGCGCGGCCACUUGUUCGCGGAGAACCGGCCUCUCCGCGUCGGUUGGUACGACCAUGACGAGGUAUUCCCCGUGACGCCUGGGUGCCGCCGUGCCGUCACGGAGGCACGGGAUGCGAUGGUGGCUGCGGGGCACACGCUCGUGCCCUUCACUCCAACGGGCGUCAGGAGGGCAUGGCGGCUGCUCACUGCCUGCUUCACGGCGGAUCAAGGACAGACCUCCGUCAGGCUACUGGAAAACGAGCAGCUGGACCAGGCGGUGGAGACCAACAGGCAGCUGAUGUCGGCGCCAAGGUUCGUGAGGGCCGUCGUAAGGCAGGUCGUCUCGAGGAAGUCCCCGCUCAUGGCCGACCUGCUGCGAAGCGACACGUCCUCCUCGUACCAGCUCUGGCGCGUUCUGGGAGAGAGGAAGGACUACAUCGACGACCUCCUGGAGGCGUGGAAGGCCAACCAGCUGGACGUCCUGCUAUGCCCCGCCUUCCCCAUGCCGGCGCCCAAGCCCUCCUACCCCACCAGGAUCAUGGCCGCGGCGGUGACGACGGCCCUGUACAACUACCUCGACUUCCCCGCCGGCGUCGUGCCCGUCACCCACGAGACGGAGGACGACCAGGCCAAGCUGGCGGAGUACCCGACGGACGACCUCAUGUUCGAGUUGGUGAAAGAGGCCACGGCAGAGGCAGUAGGCCUACCCAUCGGCGUGCAAAUGGUCGGCCUACCUUGGCAGGAGGAGGUGCUGUGCCGCGCCAUGAAGGCUCUCCAGGAUGCCCUCGCCAGCGCCAAGGAGGCAAAGUAAAGGACUGCUAUCCUCAGGGCUUACUGUAUCAUGGUGUUUUUAUUCAGUUUUCACGUCCAAUCGUUUGUACCAUUGAGUUGGUCUGGGGUUGAGGUGAGUGUUCUAGUAUAGUGACAUUUUCAUGACACCAUAGAUUACUGAAAUUUGAUAAGGUCAUGUUACCGUAGAUCACGUAAGUUUUACUUUGCUAAGCUUAUCCAUUUAUUCGCAUUUCUCACGACAUCAGAAUAUCUCCUCUUUAACUAAUAAAAAAAAGUAAACUCCGUUAAAUACAUGUGGUAUGUGUCGGGGCCGCUAUUUAACGAAGCCAGUAAUGGUUUCAGUGCAACACAUUGGUUCCGGCAUUGCAGCAGCAUACCCAGUCCAUUCUCACUCUUUCGGUACUAUAAAAGGAGCCUAUUGGUUCCAUCGCCUCUCGGUCGCGGGGUUUUAAGUCUUACCUCCGUGUUGCAACCACGUGAGCUCCGUGUUGUUACAGUAGCCUACCUACUGUGCGGUAGUGAAAUGUUCAGUGUGCCUUCGUGCUCAGUGUCUUACCUUAAUUCACAAGUGGCUCUCUUUUUGUGGUGUCUCGUGGCGCUAGAUUUGUUUGAAGUUGGGAUACACAGGUGCUCACGGAUGAACUGGAUUAUAUAUGUAUAUUAGUAAUUACUUGUUACAAUGUCUUAAGCAGUCGUGGGUAUAACCUCAGCAGUAAUAUCAUGAUAAAUACAAUAAUGGAACAGGCGAUGAUGACUUUAUGUUAGUGAACUCCGUGCAUUCAGUGUUGUGUGUAAAUUUCGUUAUAUAUAUUCCAAGAAACUGGUUGUAUCAAGUUCUAUGUUUGUAAAUGCACAUGAGGGUGGUGUUUGGGAGGGUUCUGCUUCACGAUGAAAUCUGGAUUUCAUAAAAAAUGAACAGUGCAUUUUUGGCCAAUGAAUGCUUCAAGGGAAGUUGAAUUGCUGACUUCUGAAAGAGGGAAACUUUUGAAGGAAAGACUGUAAAUUUCAUGGAAGAACUCAAGCUAAAAAUUCACCCGAUUUAUUUAAUAUUUUAUUAUAAUUGUCUACAUAUUGCUCAACUUAUGUGAUAAUGCCGCAUAUUUGAAAGUUACAGAAGGGAAAAUAUAUAUUAUUACCGCAUAUAUAUUUUUGAAUACUUUCAUAAUCAUUUGAAGUGUAACCGACCUCUAAGGAUAGCCUCCCUCAUAGUAGUCUUUGAAAGUAGUAUUCUCGUAUUUUUGUUUUCUACAAACAGGAUGAACUACUUUUAAAAGUUUUUCUAUGAUAACUAUAUUCACUUCAGUGACAGCCUACAGUGCACGGUAAAACUUUUGUAAGUAUAUGGAGUGAACACUUAAAAUAUGCAUAUUCAUUUAAAGAAAAUCUGCCGAAUCAUUCCACAAUGUAGCAGUCGGUGUAUUGUGGAUUAAGAAAAUCUUUGUACUAUUUUUCGUAUUAGCAAAUAUUUACU
This is a messenger RNA of Penaeus indicus, 3146 nucleotides long. Its product is annotated as fatty-acid amide hydrolase 1-like. The record is from RefSeq and is a predicted model, not a curated record. Gene Ontology annotation, molecular function: amidase activity; fatty acid amide hydrolase activity. Gene Ontology annotation, biological process: fatty acid catabolic process. The transcript is spliced from 10 exons. The coding region runs from base 30 to 1694 and encodes 554 amino acids. NCBI's taxonomy places the organism in Eukaryota, Metazoa, Arthropoda, Malacostraca, Decapoda, Penaeidae.